Molecule: messenger RNA, 1087 nt
Organism: Saccostrea cuccullata (small rock oyster)
Lineage: Eukaryota; Metazoa; Mollusca; Bivalvia; Ostreida; Ostreidae
Product: proliferating cell nuclear antigen-like
Exons: 6
Coding region: 200-982 (260 amino acids)
Biological process (GO): translesion synthesis; mismatch repair; leading strand elongation
Cellular component (GO): PCNA complex
Molecular function (GO): DNA polymerase processivity factor activity; DNA binding
Source: RefSeq, a predicted model, not a curated record
UUUCCCGCCAUAUUGUGUAGCUGAACGACUUGGCGCCAGUCAGCAAAAAAAAAGAGAGCAGGAAAGGAGCAGGACAACCACGACACAGAAUAUUUUUCGGAAUUCAAGAAGAAGAUUCUUCAACUAUAGCUGAUCACCACUUAAUUUGAUUAUUUGUGAUUUAUUUAUUGCUGGGAUUAAUUUAUUUUCACUGUUCAUCAUGUUCGAGGCAAGGCUAGUUCAGGGUUCUUUGUUAAAGAAGUUGAUGGAGGCUAUUAGGGACUUAAUCCCAGAAGCUAUCUGGGAUUGUAGUGGAACUGGCAUCACACUUCAGGCUAUGGACAAUUCACAUGUUGCACUUGUAGCAGUUAACCUUAGGAGUGAUGGAUUUGAAACUUACAGAUGUGACAGGAACUUGUCCAUGGGAAUGAGUUUAGCAAGCAUGUCCAAAAUCCUCAAAUGUGCAAGCAAUGAUGAUGUCAUUACAUUAAAAGCUGGAGAUAAUGCAGACACUGUGACAUUCAUGUUCGAGUCCCCAAAUAAUGAGAAGGUUUCAGAUUACUCAUUGAAGUUACUUGAUUUGGAUUGUGAACAACUUGGAAUUCCAGACACUGAGUACAGCUGUGUUGUCAAGAUGCCCUCCCACGAGUUCCAGAGAAUCUGCAGGGAUCUGAGUCAGAUUGGAGAGUCUGUGGUCAUCUGUUGCACAAAGGAAGGCGUUAAAUUUUCAGCCAGCGGAGAUUUAGGAACAGGGAACGUAAAGUUGGCACAGAAUGCUAGUGCAGACAAAGAAGAAGAAGCAGUCAUUGUGGAGAUGAACCAGGCUGUUACUUUGACCUUUGCCCUUAGAUACCUCAAUUUCUUCACCAAGGCUACCCCUCUAUCAGCUCAGGUCAGCCUUUCCAUGUCACAGGAUGUCCCCCUUGUUGUUGAAUAUAAGAUUGCAGACAUGGGAUUCUUGAGAUACUACUUGGCUCCAAAGAUUGAAGAUACAGAUGAGUGAAAGGAUGAAUUGUGAUAAUGACAUUGAUAGACAAAGACUUCAAUAUUUUUCACAUUUGGGGGUAUUAUGAAAUGUGGAAUAGUGAUAAAUAAAUGUAUACGAUAA